AUCGAAAUUUCGACGCGAAAGGCUUCAGCAAGAUCUUCUCGUGAUGGAGCCGCCAACGUCAACGACUCCCGAACCCGUGCGAGCGAUCGUUGUCGGUGCAGGACAACGUGGACGGACGUAUGCGCAAUACGCACUAGAACACCCUGACCUUUUCAAGGUUGUCGGCGUGGCCGAGCCGCGACAGUACUGGCGGAACUACAUGGCAUCCACGUAUGUUACACCACCCUUGUUUCGCUGGAGAAUUUCGACUCUGACAUGACGCAGGCACGACAUUUCCUCGCAGUUCGUCUUUGAGGAUUGGACAACAGCGGCAGCGACCCCCAAGUUCGCCGAUUGUGUGAUCAUUGCGACUCAAGAUGCCCUGCACGCAGGUUCUUCUAUCCCAUCUCUAUCGCUCAAUGAUCCUUUGAAUAGACCCCGCAGUGGCGUUUGCGGACUUGGGAUACCACAUUCUCCUGGAAAAGCCGAUGGCCGUGACGAAGUCCGAUUGCCUCCGCAUUCAUGCAGCCGUGAAGCGGAACAACGUGAUGUUGUCCGUGUGCCACGUCAUGCGCUGCAGUCCGUACUCGCUCAAACUUCGCGAACUUACACGCGAGAUCGGCACCGUCGUCAACAUCCAGCACAUCGAGCCCGUCGGUUUCUGGCACCAGGUGCACUCUUACGUUCGCGGCAACUGGCGUCGGGAGGCAGAUGCGACGUUCAUGUUGAUGGCCAAGAGCUGCCACGACAUCGACUACAUCCAUUUCCUCAUGGAGAAGCCACCUCGUGCUGUGUCGUCGUUCGGGUCGCUCGUGCAUUUUCGCGCAGAGAACAUGCCUUCCGGCGCGACCGAUCGAUGCCUUGAUUGCCCCGUCGAGAACGAUUGCGUGUACUCAGCCAAGAAGGUCUACUUGAAUGUGCCUCCAAUCGAAGUCUCACCCCCAUCGACUGUCGAUAUUGGAAGUGUUAAUGCACACGCCGUCGAAGUCGUCCCUCGCAAGAGUACUGUGCCAUGGUACAAUGGGGAUCGCAGCGCCGCGGCGGGCUAUCAAGGCUGGCCGUUGUCUGUCUUGCAUGACGAGCCGACCAUGGACUCCAUCACGGAAGCACUGCGCGUCGGUCCAUACGGACGAUGUGUGUUCGCGUGUGACAACGAUGUCGUGGACAAUCAAGUCGUCAACUUUCAAUUCGCCGACGGCGCGACGGCAUCGUUUACGAUGGUGGCGUUCUCGGAAGCCAUCUGCGUUCGAACGACCAAAGUGUUUGGGACAAUGGGGGAGCUCACCGGCGACGGGCACUCCAUCCGUCAUUUUGACUUUGCGUCACGACGUACGACCGAGUACACACCUGUGUCGCGUCCGUCGACACAGUCCAAGUUGACGGGACAUGGUGGUGCCGACUACUUUUUGAUUGAGAACUUUGUCCAGGGAGUGCGGGCGAACGAUCCAAGCGUCCUCCUCACGGGCGCCGACGAGUCGCUGCAGUCGCACCUGAUGGUGUUUGCCGCCGAGGAGGCGCGCUUGGCCGACGCUGUCGUGCACUUUUGAAAUGUUUCAAGUAAUCUGAUUGGUUGUUGCCAUUUUAUCCGGA
Aphanomyces invadans is the source of this 1569-nucleotide messenger RNA. RefSeq lists its product as hypothetical. Bases 468 to 1526 code for a protein of 352 amino acids. Gene Ontology annotation, molecular function: nucleotide binding. The transcript has 6 exons. The record is from RefSeq and is a predicted model, not a curated record. NCBI's taxonomy places the organism in Eukaryota, Oomycota, Saprolegniomycetes, Saprolegniales, Verrucalvaceae.